Molecule: messenger RNA, 5070 nt
Organism: Oncorhynchus keta (chum salmon)
Lineage: Eukaryota; Metazoa; Chordata; Actinopteri; Salmoniformes; Salmonidae
Product: KAT8 regulatory NSL complex subunit 3-like
Exons: 20
Coding region: 579-3131 (850 amino acids)
Biological process (GO): positive regulation of transcription by RNA polymerase II
Cellular component (GO): NSL complex
Source: RefSeq, a predicted model, not a curated record
UCUAAACUCUCAUCAUCAAAAUGUGUUCUAAACUCUCAUCAUCAUGACAAUUAGGCAUAGGACAAAACAAUUAGGCAUGUACAAAACAGCUCCACUUUACUACGGAACGCACUGGUAAACGUCGUACGAAAAUCCACCAUGCAGUUUUUAUUUCAUUUGCUGACAAUUGUGCACUGAGUAGAUUUUUAAUGCAUUCUUUACCAUCUGGUUAACAUAGAGCCACUGCUUUUCAGGGUUCAGAGCAGGCGCUGGCCAAGGCCACAGUACAUGCACCGCCCGUAGGAAAUAGCUACCCAGGCGGUGUUUUACAUCCGUGUACUGACAGUGGCACGCGCCCACUCAAAACAAAAGGAAGUCGGCUAUAAUCAAUGAUUUAUAUAAAUCCGAGGCGGAGUAGUCCUUCUUAAAUGUGACAAUUUACACGGAAUUUAGAUUUUGACGUUUAUAUUUUAUUGAAUUUUGACUUAAUUAGAUUUCGAUUGCAAUCACAUAAUGCUAUCAAUGGUAGUAGUAUGAAAAGGCUUGGGUUGAAAGGACCACUCUCCCAGAGCUGUAGAGCCUUGGGGUCUCAGUAGAGGAUGUACUGUAGUGGGGACUUCCAGACUUCAGCGCAGAGGAUGGGUACAUCCUUGCUGUUCCAGUUGUCUGUUCAUGAGCGUGAGCAGGACUUGGUGUUAUUGGACCACAGCUAUGCCAAGCCAUGGAAUGCCCACCCGGACGCCAGCAGUGCCCGGCCCACGCGCAUGCUGUUCGUCACACCCCGUCGCCAACCUGAUGCCACUCCGGAAUCAGACCUGUCAAUAGAUGUGGAAUCUGUCACGCCUACACCUAUCCGACUCUAUGACAACCAGAAAGCACGCAGUGUUAUGAAGGAGUGUGAGCGACAUGUUUUAUUUGCUCGCACAGUUGCCGAUGGUCCCCCACCCCCUGAUGACUGGGACGAACGCAUCAACAAGGCUGGAUGGUCGGUCACUCAAAACAAAUUAUUUAAUAAGCUGCUGAAAGCUCUGCAAGCUGAACGACUGGCCCGGCUUGCCAAUGAAAAUGCCUCCAAUGAGCCAGUAUUGCGCAGGAUUGCUGUGGACAAAUGUGCCCGGAAGGUCCGCCAUGCACUGGCCAGUGUCAAUUGGGACACCAAACUGACCCAGUGGCUACACAGCACCCUGAUAGAGUCUCUCAGUCUGGCCAUGCUGGCUGCUUACCUGGACGUACUGCAGACACUCAAGAGCAAGUUGCCCUUGCUGAUUGACAGAAUGCUGCUGACGUCGUCAGUAAAGACUGGAGCGGCUGGUGCAGAAGCCCUCUCUCUGCUCCUGAAGAGGCCGUGGGAUCCAGCCGUGGGCGUUCUGUCUCACAACAAACCGAGCAAGCUUCCUGGCUCCCCACUCAUCUUAAUUGUACCAUCAGGUCCCACCAAUCCUGCUCUUUCUACCCCGCGCCGAUUUAGAUUUUGGCAGUCACAACUCUCCUGCUUGGGAAAGGUCAUCCCAGUAAGUACCCAUGUAAACAGUGGAGCCAAUGUGGGUAUCGCUCAGUGUCUGGAGCACAUGUUGGCCACAGUCAGGGCCAAAGUCAUGGAGGUCCACAGUCACUUCCCUCACAAACCCAUUAUCUUGGUUGGCUGGAAUGUGGGAGCUCUCAUCGCCUGUCACGUCUCCCUCAUGGAGUACCUGACCGCUGUGGUGUGUCUUGGCUUUCCUCUGCUAACAAUCAAUGGGGCAAGAGGGGAUGUGGACGACCCCUUACUGGACAUGAAGACCCCAGUGCUGUUUGUGGUUGGUCAGAACGCUUUGCAGUGUGGCACAGAGGCCAUGGAGGAGUUCCGAGAGAAACUCAGAGUCGACAACAGCAUGGUGGUGGUGGGGGGAGCUGAAGACAACCUCAGGAUCAACUCAACAAAGAUCAAAUCAGAGGGAUUGACACAGACCAUGGUGGAUCGCUGCAUUCAGGAUGAGAUAGCAGACUUCCUGUCGGGAGUGCUGGAGCGGGCGGAGAGCCACGGCCACAGCUCCGGGGAGCUGAGGGACCUGGACACAGAGAAGAAGAAGCAGCCCUGGCGGGAGUUACCCUUUGACCUAGAGAGGGCCCGCCCCUCUUCCCCUGCCCUCAGAGUACCUAUCUCCCCCUCAGGCUCCGAGGACAUGUCCAGUGUUUGCAGCAGUCCCACCUCCAGCCCCAAGCCAAAGACCUCUGGACUGUCCCCGGCACAGAAGUCCAGCCUGAUCACCGCCACACAACUCCUCAAGACCCAUAUGCAGCGGUCUGGGACGGUGCUCACACACAAGCAGGCACAAGCCCAGUUUGCUGCUUUUAUGAAACAAAACAUGCUUGUGAGGAAAAAUCUGCCCCCUGGCGCUCCCUCCUGUGUCUUUGUCAGUGAUGUCUGUGUCUCAGUGCCUGUAUCCAGUGAGCAGACUGAGAGCCUGGAGAGAGAUGAGCUGAUGACCCAUUUGAAGAGAAGGCAGACGCCCAGCCCCACUCCCACCAAGGCCUCAAAGAGAGCCAAGAUCAAGGUGACCAUCCUGCAUGGAGAGUCAGCAGGGGUUGCUGUCAGCUCUGCAGCACAGGAAGUGGGACCCUCUGGGAAGCCCCUGAAUGUGACUGUGGGUCAGACUGUAUCUGGAGCCAAGGAAGUCUCCAGACUACUCACAGCCCAGCGGUCUGGUAGUCUGACAGGGGUGUCUAGUUCCCAGAGCUCGGGUUCCAGCUCUUUCCACAAUCUGCAGAGUUGCAUGGUGUCAGGGUCCUCCUCACAAGUCCAGGCGCAAGCUCCUGCUACUGCCCAAGCACCUUCCGCCAGCAGCCUCCUCCACGGCCUAAGUUUCAGUCUACAGGAGAUGGUGACCAAAUCCCCUAGCCUGCCCAGCACAACAGCUAGCAUGGGCAGCAUUCAGGCCCUCGGUGGGAAGCCCCAGGGUCAGGUUCUUAACUCCAUAGAUACUGGCAGCAGCACUCUGCUCCGGGCAGUGCCUGUGGUCUCCACUGGAGGGCUGACCAAGACAACUGCCAUCCACCAGCUACUCAACAACGGUGGGCUGGCCAAGCCGGCGAGUGGCCUCCCCGGCCUGCCACACAUCUCCACCCAGAGUGCAAGUACGUCUCGAACUGCCAAACCAAGGCGGCCACGCUGAAUGCCCAGGGUUAACUCCUUAACCCCUUGUUUCGGGAAAGCUAGAAUAGCAGGACGGGCCCUAUCGCCAGUUCACUUUGGCCACACUACAGAUGGGUGACACAGAUAGUGGACAGCAAGAUCAGUAAUGUGUAUGCAGAUAGUCAUCUAUGAAGAUCCUAGGUGUUGUCAGUAUUUGAAAAGCCAGACUUGCAGCCGUGUAACAUCGAGUAUAUACAUUUGUAUCAUACGGGAUGUUUUUGUACUAAUUUUCAUGUUUGAAAGAGCCAUAAGGAAAACAUCAAUGAAUACCAUGAUCUGGGGGGAUGUGACAUUGGAAUUAGAAGUUUGAUGAAGUCAAGUUUAAUAGUUAUUGUUUCUGAAUCAAUGGAAGUCUGCGGAUAUGUCAAAUGUAAAUGUUCAAAAUGCUGACAUGAGAAUCCGUCAAUGGCAUGUUCAUAUUUGCAUGAUGUUGCUUUGAAUACAUGGAACUCUUGAUACAAAAUUGAUGUCACAAGAAUUGUGAAUCAGGAGGGCCAAAAAUGAGUGCAUUUUAACAUUGACUAAAUGUCACAUGACUACAGAAUAUGUCAAUGGCCCUGUUCAGAAUGAAUUUCUUCACCACAUACGUCCACUCGGUAAAGAUGGUCUUCAUGUUACAUUAUUAAUUAAAUCACCUGCAAGCAGCAGCCGUACUUCCAGAUGUGCACAAGGACCCACAGACUCACUUUGGAGAGAAUAGAAGAGUUGAAGACAGUAAUAUUCAGAGUAGAAGAGUUGAAGACAGUAAUAUUCAGAGUAGAAGAGUUGAAGACAGUAAUAUUCACAUCCGGCAUAUGUUUCUGUUUCUAUCAUUACGAUAAAGACUGGAAAAUAACCCAUGUUUUCAUUCCUAUUUUUUGAUUGAGAAAUGGAUGUUGCUGUUAAGAUAUCCAAGUCUUCCACUCCUUCCCCAGGAUUGCUGUUGUCUUUGGAGGCUUAUUUUUGUAAUUCUGUGUAAAGUUCGAACCUGGAUGAAUCAUUUACACUAAGACUAAAACAAGUUAUUUUUAUCCUUACAUACUCCAGUAGAAAUCCUGUAUAUACGGGAAGAUCUCAAUUGCAUACACCUCGCGUCCUCUACACAAAACCCAUUUGAGGACAGGGACCUCUGGCUUUCUCAUCCAAUGGGUUUUGAGAAGGAGAGAGGAUGUGAGGAGUAUGCCAUUGAGAUCUUUCCUCACUGUGUCUCCUGACAUGGACUGUUCCCGUCAGUGAGAAAAGCAAGCCAGACAUGAAAAUACAGACAAACACCAAAUACGCCCUUGGGUACUUAGUUUUAUUUGAAGAAAUAUUUGAUCUGAUUUAAAUAUUUUUCCCCCAUCGGAUUAACACUGCUGGAUACUCGCUGUUCAGGAAUGUCAGUUGUAAAGUUGCCUGCUUUGCUGUGUCUGCGGGAAAAUUCUGUCUGAACUAGGCUUGACACCCAGAUUUAGUUAAAAGAUCAGAGUAGAUGUGUAACCCAUGCCAUCUCUGUGUGUUGGCAGCAGGGCUGCAGAGCCCCCAAAAAUAUAAUUGUGACGCUGCAAGGACAGCCCAGCAGAAUAUCUGCACUGGGCUAGGCUGUGGGUGGCAAACAUCCCGUCACUCCCUGACCUUAGUUAUCUUUGUUUUCUUUAUUAUUUUGGUUAGGUCAGAGGGUGGUAUGUGUGUUUUUGUCUUGUCUAGGUUUUUUUGUAUAUCUAUGGGGUUUUGGUAUGUAGGUCUAUGGUGGCCUGAAUUGGUUCCCAAUCAGAGACCGCUGUUUAUUGUUGUCUCUGAUUGGGGAUCCUAUUUAGGUCGCCAUUUUGGUUUUGUGGGUUAUUAUUCUAUGUUUCGUUGCCUGUUCGCACUAGUCAUGUUGCUUCACGGUUCGUUUUGUUAUUUUGUAUAGUUUUGUUCAGUGUUGCAUUUGUUUAAUAAAUUAGAAUGUACGCCUUUCA